AUGGACACAGUCAGAAUUCACGACGGUGCUAGGGUUGUCAUCAAGGAAGUCGCCACUUGGAAAGAAGAGAUUCCAAUUGUGUUGUACCUGUCAUCGGAGGCCUUGCGCCAGGAUCCUAGGAACUGCGCUGUACCGAUAUUGGACAUUUUACUCCUCCCGGACACUGACGAAUUCGCUUUGAUGGUCAUGCCUAUGCUUCUUGGCUUUGCCCGGCUCCCGUUCCGACGUAUAGGAGAAGUUGCCGAAAUGUUUCAGCAAUGGCUAAAGGGCAUCGAGCUCAUGCAUGAACAUAACAUUGCAUAUCGAGCUCCCAUUUUUGCUCAUGCCCUUCCUAGUGAUGCAUGUUGGUUUAACCUCAUGAUGGAAACCUCUCGGGUGAUACCAACUGGUUUCCAUUUUGGGGACUGGCGAACCGUUGACGGUGUCCACCCAAUCGUUUGGCGUGAUCGCUGGUCAGUCAGACUGGUCAAGUAUUUUUUCAUCGACUUUGAUUUAUCCCUUCGGUAUUCCUCCAAGAAUAAUUGCUGUGAGAUCGGGCAAAUUGGCCAGGAUCGUUCAGUGCCCGAAAUGGCGACCCCUGAAAUUCCAUAUGAUCCUUUCAAAGCUGAUAUCUACCAGCUAGGGAAGGUUAUCCUCAAAAUAAUUUCUGAGUAUGAGGGCCUUGAGCUAUUCAAGGUCAUUGGGGAAAUCAUGACUAAGGCCAAUCCGGACGAGAGGCCUCUUGCAUCUGAGGCUGCUGAGCAACUAGAAACCCUCAUACUCAGUCUGACUCCAUUAACUUUGAGACACAGGGUCUGGAAGAUCGGUGAAUUGAAGCUUGGUUCUCUUGAUCGCCUUUUUGUCAAAUAUUUUGGCACAAGACGUGUUCGGUAUAUCUACACCGAAUAUGGACAUCUCUCAUUUUCGACUUUCUCUGACUCGAACAGCAGCUGCUUUUCCUUCCCCAUGGCGCCCUCUUUUUUGAAAAAGCACACUCAGGCUUCUCCCUCCGACAUCCCCGAUUCCCCAAGUAAUCUUGCAUGGGCUGUGCGCAAAGACCUUCUCGAGUUGAAGGCAGCCGUAAAUUCGGAACCCAAUCAGAAGCUUCGUCACGAAACCUUGCCACUCGUAGACGAGUUGUUGCGACACAUUGACCAUAUCAUAAGACUCCGCUUCUUUGCUGCGGUCUUCACAGGUGACAGAGCUGGGAAAAUUAGAGAAGAUUACACAGCAGUCCGGUACCAAUAUGAGCCAACGUGCCGUCCUCUUCGAUCCCACAAGGAAGGUUCGAAUUUUCAUAAUCGCUUUGCUACGACACUUCCAUAUGACUUGGUUCAAUUGUCUGAAGAUAUGCACCACCUUCUUCAAGUCCGUUUCAACACCCGUAUCAAGGAGGUGGACCGUCUGAAACUCAUCAUACAAUGGGGGACCUUGGACCAAUGGGGUCUUGGUCACACUCUGAUCUACGCGCACACUCGCAAUUCCGGAGUAUCGACGUUACAGCAGAGAUCCGACAUCCAGAUUUCUCUCGACUUCAAGCGGAUUACGAACAAGCUCACGGAUAAUUACUACUAUUCUAAGGUUCCAAAGCACGCCGGCGUUAGUCCCUCCUCUGCAUACAAUAAUGCAAGUUGGUCGGCUACGGGCCCUAUCACAAAUGUUCCACCCGGCGCUCUAGUUUACAACAACAGUGGUCAAGCAUUUCAAACACCAAGGCCACAAGACACGUCUCAGCACCCAGCAGGCUCCCGCCCCGGAUCAAUUGAAGAUUACCAGGCUCGAUAUUCAGUUGACACAGAGGCCUUUGGAUCUCAGCGUUUAAGUGGUCAGAGUGGAGGCUCAGGCUACUACGAUUAUUACAACGUUGGAAGCGAAUCUUCCGACGGAAGCCUCGACCGUCUGUCCGUUCAAAGCCAAUGGGGCGGCAGCCACACCAGUAAUGCGCCAGGUGACUUUAUCUAUUUUUCUUCACCUCUCCACUGCUGCUCUGUUUUGGUCACCUCUCUCUGCUACAGUCUCCGUACCAUCAUCACUAAUGCGUGUCACCACUCCUCUGUUUUGUUCACCUCUCUCUGCCAGUCUCCAUACUAUCAUCACCAACGCGUGUCUCGAACACGUCUAUGCUUUUACUCUACUCAGAUCAGGAAAAUCGCAAAUGUGUGGCAGGUCGUGAUCGCAUGGCGGAGUGUGGCCGGCGUGAUGGAGCUGGCACCACACCGCCAUAAUUUUGAUCUCCGGAUAAAUUGUGCCAUGUGUGUCACAAUAAUCCUUCACGCCACAGAGCUGUUGUCGCAUUUCACGCUCCUUCCUCCGGUAGUCUCCCUCCACUGCGGCAAUGCAUCACCACCACCAUCUCGAGUAACCAUCGCUCAACCGCACCCAACCAUUAUUGCACCUCAGGCCUCAACGUCACGAACAACGACCUACCCCAACGACAACAACAACCACCUGGGACGUGCAGACGGUGGGCCAUCUGAACUCCCUUCGCUUAUUGUCUUUUACCACAAUGCACAGGGGGGCCACGUCGCUGUCGGUGACAUGGCAAACAACAACAGAUGGAGAAUGACAAACGAUAGACAGCGAGCACGAACAACAGCCAACGACAACGCCAACCAAAACCGACCACGAUCAUUUAUGCAAACGACAACGGAAACAAAUCACAACGAGCUGAGGUGCUACAUCUCCGUCGGCGAUCUGGCAGCCAAACGACGAGCUCAUUUGUUGCCGUCAUGUAUUGACCUCAUUGAUCUCACGGAGGAGGGCUGCAUCAAGGAUGAUUGGUAUUUACGUGUUGUUUUGUACAUAGUAUAA
Laccaria bicolor S238N-H82 is the source of this 2790-nucleotide messenger RNA. RefSeq lists its product as uncharacterized. Bases 1 to 2790 code for a protein of 929 amino acids. The record is from RefSeq and is a predicted model, not a curated record. NCBI's taxonomy places the organism in Eukaryota, Fungi, Basidiomycota, Agaricomycetes, Agaricales, Hydnangiaceae. The transcript is spliced from 21 exons.